CCUGAUCCAGUCAGAACCUUUAACUAUGAUGUUAUAAAGUCACAGAUCAAAGCCACGGAAUGUAGAAUGUUGUCAAGACUGUAACUAGAGUGAAGACAGAGGAAUGUAGAAUGUUUUCAAGACUGUAACUAGAGUGAAGACAGUUUCACCAAACUUUCGGAUUACAACACGAAAGAUCAACAAGCUCGUAUUUCUCGAAACAUAGGAGAUUUUAUCUACAAGAUAAACCAAACCUUGAGUGUUUAUCCCUGUAAUGGCAUCAGUCAUGUGCUCCAACGUACAUGCCAGAGACAAGUUAGUCCCUGGAAGCUGGCUCACCUCUGAAUUCUCCACCUACCAAGUAUCAACUAUCCUUGGAGAGGGGACUUUCGGCAAGGUUGUAAAAUGUGUCAGGAUGGCUGACAAGAAAACUGUAGCCAUCAAAGUAACAAAAAAAGAAGCCUUUGAAUGGAUGGCAAAGGAAGAGCUGGAUAUCCUAUACAAACUCAGCCUGUAUAACUCCCAUGAACACAACUUGACUGAAUGGCACCGGGCUUUUAUAGAUAGUGGCCGUACAUGUCUGGAGUUUGAGUGUCUAGACAAAAGUCUUUUUGACUUCAUGCAAGAAAGACAUUUCCAACCGCUGAGUUUAAUGGCAAUUCGACCAAUCGUCGUGCAGAUGGCAGUAGCUCUGAAACAUCUCAAGUCUGUUGGAAUUAUACACGCAGACCUCAAAUUACAGAAUGUGAUGUUAGUCAAUCACCAACAAGAGCCGUACCGAAUUAAAGUGAUUGACUUUGGCCUGGCUUGUGAGACCUCAGCUGCGACAGUGGGUUCUUACAUUCAGAGCCGUCCAUAUCGGUCCCCAGAGAUUAUUCUAGGCCUUCCAUUUACAGAGGCCAUAGACGUUUGGUCUCUGGGAAACAUUGCUGCCUAUCUGUACCUCGGUUCCCUGCUGUACCCUGGCUAUACUGAAUAUGAUAUGAUGAACUACAUAGUAGAAACCCAAGGGAACCCACCAGAAAAAAUGUUAAACUCUGGGCUAAAGACCUCCUGCUUUUUCUACAAAGAGUUCAAUUCCACCACCAGCAACUGGAAACUCAAGACGCCUGAACAAUUUUUUGAAGAGUCAGGGAUUAAGCCCACAGAGAGAAGAGGAAGAAACUUUACAUCUCUGAAUGACCUCUUACAUUUCCAGCAACUCGGGGCUCAGACAUUUACAGAUAAAGCUGCAGAAAUGUGUGAUCUCUUGAUGUUUGUUGAAAUGGUGAAAGAAAUGCUUCAGCUUGAUCCUGAAAGACGGAUUACACCCCAACAGGUGCUGGACCAUUCUUUCGCCAGAAUGAACCACAUAGGGUACUUGUACGACCUGAGCUCCUAUGUAAAGUCCUGCUAUCAGCACAUGGACAUCUGUAAGGAAAAGAGCACAGUGUCUUCGGAUAGUGGGACAGGAGUGAGCGGGUCUCUGCAGCAGCCCGUCUCUGAGAGCAGACAACCUGCCCAACAGAGGCUUCCUCCCCCUGCAGCUGAGAGCAAAUUCCUAGUGGGACCCCCUUCCUCCAAGACCACCAGCCCAUCAGAACAAAACUGUCCUCCCCCUUCAGAUCAGAAGAGCAGCCCCAAGUGCUUCAGGCCCAGUCACUCUGAAACUGCCCAGACAGUUUCAGUCUCAAACUUUAAAAGAAAGCGCCCUGAUGAGGAUAUAAAGGACACCAGUCAGCCAGUGAAAUGGAGGAGGAUUGACUGGAAAGAUGUGGGUGAAAAAAUACCCACCUCUUCCGAAUAUGAGAGGUCAGACCACGACCAAAGGGAACUCCAGUGUUCUCCGGGGCCAUCCUGCUCAAACAACAGGACACAGAGUUCCAGCUCAGGGAUUAAGAGGAACCUUGAUCAUUGGAAAACUGCUUUCAACAGACCGCAUAAGAGGGCCAGAAAACACGAUGAAGGCAGUUGGAGCUGCUUUUCCCGUCAGACCCGUAAGAGAGAUCCAAAAUGCAGUCCAGCUGAGGACCACCGCUGCAGAGAAGCAAGAAGGAGGAGCAGCAGAGUGCCAUCCAAUUCCUCCCACAAAUCAAGAGUGUCGUGACAAAGUGGAUGAUAUGCUCCAAAAGUCAUCUCGCUCUUAAAUUUGUGUUCUCUCCUUGUCUCUGU
This is a messenger RNA of Archocentrus centrarchus (flier cichlid), 2130 nucleotides long. RefSeq names its product homeodomain-interacting protein kinase 3-like. Bases 254 to 2065 code for a protein of 603 amino acids. Gene Ontology annotation, cellular component: cytoplasm; nucleus. The transcript has 9 exons. Gene Ontology annotation, biological process: peptidyl-threonine phosphorylation; peptidyl-serine phosphorylation. NCBI's taxonomy places the organism in Eukaryota, Metazoa, Chordata, Actinopteri, Cichliformes, Cichlidae. Gene Ontology annotation, molecular function: protein tyrosine kinase activity; ATP binding; protein serine/threonine kinase activity. The record is from RefSeq and is a predicted model, not a curated record.